Messenger RNA from Marchantia polymorpha subsp. ruderalis, 1605 nucleotides. The record is from the annotation of a GenBank genome assembly. NCBI's taxonomy places the organism in Eukaryota, Viridiplantae, Streptophyta, Marchantiopsida, Marchantiales, Marchantiaceae.
CUUGAAAUGCUCUGAAAGAGACGUAGGCGCCGCCUUGCAGUGGAACACUCUCCUUCACCGAUUUGUGGUAUCGUAUGGAGGGUCCCAGCCGGGCGAGGGAGGCUCGAUCACAUUAGAAGGCACACUCGACCCUCUGGCCGGUCUCCUUGAUUCAGCAAGUGUGCUGGUGUGGACUCCAGCACUGGGCGGAGGAUCAUGGCGCGUUUUACUUGCUUCCACCGUCCUCUACGAAUGUCUCCGCGUGCUCGUCGUGUCCUUUCCUGGUGCCGUGGAAAGAUGGCCAAGACAGUGUUUGUUGUGCGUCGUUUAAGCCUUGAAUUGUUUCGAUUUUCCAGAGUUGGUGUGACUUCCAACAAACAAAUUGCCACUGUUCAUGCUCACGCCAUGCAUGCGAUGCAUUUAAAGCGAAUCUUUCGAAGGGACCAUUGCAGUGCUUUUGGGCACAAUUUCUCUUUUGAUGUGUGGGGGAAUAUCAUAUCAUUUCUUCAAGCUGAUGAUUUGAUCAGACUCUCCCUGGCGAAUCAUGCCUUAUAUGCUUUGGUGAUGGAAGAUCAUACGUGGAAAGGAAUAUGCCGACGAGAUUUAAAGAUUCCGUUUGAUAGUAACAUGGAAACUUCGUUCAGCUGGAGAAGACUCCAUCGUGCAGCUUUCGAUGGGAGCCAUUCAUAUGUUCGUGACAAAUCAGCCAAACAUAUAGAUUGGAUGAGAAUUGGAGCGUUUACGAUCAUUUCCGGCGAGGUUCUUGUCAGUGGAACUGCUCGAAUGCAAGCAAUUGAAGACAAAAUUUUCUUUGAGACGCAGAAAGACCAAACGCUAUUAUCACUUUGUGGGGUCAAAACGGGUCCAUGGAUUGCAGAUCUUCAUCUGGUACACUGUCCGUUGUGCAGUUCUUGUGAAGGCACAAUGCAAGUUUUUGAUGCUCGACACUGGGACCUGUUUCUUGAGGAGAAGUACCAAUCAGAGGACUGGAAGCAUGAAGAAGUUGUUUCUUAUAUCGUCGGGGAUCAUUGUCCCUGGGCAAUUUCCGGUAUAUUUGACACAACAAAGAUACACAUCAAGAACUCUCCAGAUGAGUUAUUCUCUUUCAACUCGCGCGACUAUGCUGCCACAUAUUGGGAGCCAAGAUUCAGGACUUCAUCGUAUUCAGCGAUUGCCUUCACAGCUCUGAAAGAGAAUAAAGGUUUGCAGGUCAAGUACUACGUCAUGAGAGCAGGAUCGGAGGGACGGAUAGUUGGACUCCGAGUUACACACCAGUUAGUCUGAACUCGAGCUUAUAAUGUUAGCUCCGCUUGAAUUCAUGCGAUUAUAGUUGUUGGGGAUACGACGAAGGUCGAACUUGGGCUGCUAACGCUGUAAUGUACUGUGAAUUCGACCAACAUUGGUGCUGGAAGGAAAUAUCUUAGUUCGGAGUGUUUUGACCAGCUAUCGACCAUAUUUCGCAUGCUGAAGAUGCCCUAAAAGUGUUAAUUUACAACAGAGAGAUAACGAGACAGACGUUUUAAGGAAAACAUUGUGAAGAAGGAUUUUUCUAUUGCAAAUUCAAUUUCUCAUAAACUGCUCGUAGUAGGUUUUCAGUCACAUUCUUAAAAGCUGAAGAAUGAUUUU